Hippocampus comes (tiger tail seahorse) is the source of this 3443-nucleotide messenger RNA. RefSeq names its product splA/ryanodine receptor domain and SOCS box containing 1 (gene spsb1). Gene Ontology annotation, molecular function: protein binding. Gene Ontology annotation, cellular component: SCF ubiquitin ligase complex. The record is from RefSeq and is a predicted model, not a curated record. Lineage: Eukaryota; Metazoa; Chordata; Actinopteri; Syngnathiformes; Syngnathidae. The coding region runs from base 1428 to 2246 and encodes 272 amino acids. Gene Ontology annotation, biological process: proteasome-mediated ubiquitin-dependent protein catabolic process; intracellular signal transduction. The transcript has 3 exons.
CCCAUUUUGAAAACUUGGUUGACAUCAAGUUGCCCCAACAGUGGAGCUACGAGGGGACCUUGGAAUGAUCCUUUGAGGAGCGCAUGAAAGCAUGGGAAAUAAAGCUCAUGUGUUAAACUUAAUGGGGAUUUCUCAAAGGGGAAAACCAGUAAUUUAUUUGGAUAUGAAAUACAUGAUUUGUGAUGUCUGUCCUGGAAAUUCUGACACACUUCGUCUUGAGCGUUUGUAAAUCUUGAAUGGAAAUUAGCAAUUUUCAGUGCUAACUUUGAUAAAGACCUGUUCGUUUGAAGUGUCUGGAUACUGAUAUUAGUGGUAACGUUCACUUGUGUUUAACCAUUAGAGUCCAGAGGGCAGGUGUCCACAAAAUAAUACGCAAUAAUUUUUCUAAUCAGUUUUCAGAAAAAUGUGCAGGUGACCAUCGCGACAGUAAAAUGGACUGUACAAUAACACUAAACCAAUUCUGCCGUUUAUAUCUGGCGGCAUGAAAAGCACUGAUUUGAUUUUGAUGUGUCACAUAAAUCUCAUAAAUCUCGCAUGCAGCAUUUCUAGCUUGCUCAUGUUCUCGAUUCACGCAAAGUUGUUCAGGUGAGGCAAGAUAACCGCUGCAAAAUAUUUGUUGCCUGGAACUGCACACUUUGGGUCAGGGAUCAUUUUCGUGAGUUUUGAAAGAGGCGAUACUGCUUUUGCAACAUAACGUAUAAAUGAGCACCCUGUCUUUGGCAGCGUUCAGUGCGCUGGACUUGUGAUUGCUUUCCUCCCAAAAUCCUAUCUUGUCAUAGAAAACACAAUGUGAAACUGACUCUGUUCAUGGUUUCUAAUUGUAACGUUAUAAAUAUAAUCCCGUUUGGCUGAGUUGUCUGCAUGGGGUCGGGGAUACUUGUUUCGCGACAUCAUGCGCCAUACCGUUUCCAUUAAAUGACGAGUAUGAUUCGGUGAAUUGGUCAGAAUGCAAUGGGCUCUUUUUUUUUUUUUUUUUUGGGGGGGGGAGUACUCGCUUUACAUGACAUGAUAGUGGAGCGUCGUAUAAACUACAUACUUGACUGCGCCAUGAAAUUGAAUGCGGAGAGGUGGGGGCUUGUAUUGGCACUGUGUCCAUGCAAUAUAAAAAUGGUUUCGCGGUCAUGAGGCUUGAGGCGCUUGUUUGUUGUUCACACUUUGUGUUUUGUUUCCGCUCGUAGAAGCACGCGACUGUCUGCUGCAAGCAUUGGCCAAGUUGUAAGAGACUGCCAAACACCGACAAGAUGUGUUGUUAGGGUAGGCUGUCCAAACCACGUCGUGACCUUCUGAAACCACAGACAGAUGAGCAAUAACCUGCUUCUUGGAUUGCAUGAGCACAGCGGUAGAGCAGAGCUCGACGACUCCCCCGGUGGACAUUGAGGAGGGGGGAGGAGGAAGAAGACGAGACCGCUGCACUAAAUAUCCAUAGUAUGGGCCAAAAAGUCCCAGGUGGUAUUAAAACUAUUGAUAUGAGAGAUCCGGCGUUCAGCCCCCUGAAGCUGGAGUUACAAGCUUUGAAUCACACCAAGCCUUCUCGACUGGACCUGCUGCUGGAUAUGCCGCCUGCCAGCACAUACGUGCAGGUCCAGCAUUCGUGGAACAAUGACGACCGCUCGCUCAACAUCUUUGUUAAGGACGAUAACAAGCUGGUUUUCCACAGGCACCCUGUGGCGCAAAGCACGGAUGCCAUCCGCGGCCGCGUUGGCUAUACACGGGGACUGCAUGUGUGGGAAAUCAGUUGGGCCAUGCGUCAGAGGGGCACGCAUGCCGUGGUGGGUGUGGCAACGAGCGACGCUCCGCUGCACUCGGUUGGCUACACGGCGCUGGUGGGAAGCAACAGCGAGUCUUGGGGUUGGGACUUGUGCAGGAGUAAACUGUACCAUGACAGCAAUCACUCUGGAAAAACGUACCCGUCCUUCCUCGAGCCAGAUGACACCUUCAUCAUACCAGACUCCCUCUUAGUCGUUUUGGACAUGGACGAAGGGACUCUGGGUUACAUUGUGGAUGGCCAUUACCUGGGGGUGGCCUUCCGUGGACUGAAAGGCCGCAAGCUCUACCCAGUGGUGAGCGCCGUGUGGGGACACUGUGAAAUACGAAUGCGGUACAUAAACGGACUUGACCCUGAACCUCUGUCCCUGAUGGACCUGUGUCGGCGCUCUGUGCGGGUGGCUCUAGGGAGAGAACGUCUGAGUGAAAUUCAAAGGCUGCCCUUGCCGGCUUUUCUCAAGAACUACCUGCUCUACCAAUGACGGCACGUUCAAGUUCAAGCGUACACUCCUCCCCUUCUCUCUGGCUCCUUUCUCUCUUGUGCUUCUCUGGGAUCUUCCUUUGGUCAAACUUGUUUGACAGCAUUUCUGAAGCCUGUUGGACAGACUUGGGCUCACUGAUGUUUCAACAAGUAUGCUUUUGUGAUGGUGGCUGGACUCAUUUUUGAGGUUCUUAUCCUGUUUUAAUGACUUCUCCAAUUCCACUCUUAACUUCAAAGAAAUCAGGAAUCACUGAGCUCUAUGCACAUGCUGAUGGGGGGGGGGUAUGCCUCGACAGUCAAGCCAAUAGUGGUCAGUAUCUCAUGUAAAACUCAAGACUCUGUAUUGGUAAUAUUUUAAUAUUUUGAUCGCAAUAAAAUAUUUCACUGAUGUGCCAUGUUGCACAAUGGCCACAAGAUGGCAGCAUUGACGCGCGUCAUGGAAACAUGAGCAUGACGAGCUCCAGCUCCCCGACAUCCCUGAGAAUAAGCUAUUUAAAGAUGGAGGGAAGCUAUCUUUUGUUUUAAGAAAUGAUUUUUAAAUAGACGCAGGCUUUUGUGUUUGCAAUUGACCUGAGAUGCUGACUACUACAGCGAGAGUAGCUACACUUUGACCCGUAAUUUCCUGCUCACACUCAAGGCAUCUGACAGAACUAACUACAUCAGCAGAAAUCCUCUGAAAUAUGUCACUGUGAUCAUUCAUAGCAUGCAUCUGCAAGAAAUAUUUCUGUUUGUGAUUGCAUUGUUUUUUUUUUAAAGUCUCGUUUUUUUUUUCUUAGUGCCACUUUGACUUGUGUUGUUCCCACAGCAACCAUCACCACUGAGCGCACAAAGUAAAAACCAGCUCGUUGAGAUGUGUGAAUGGAACCGGAACAUAUCGGGGCACAUGUUUUGCUUGGGGGAAAAGCAGAUUUUGUUUUGUGCGUCAACAAAACUGUACGUUUACAGCGCCACGAUUGACAAAGCAGAACGACAAUCCACAAAGUGCUGCUCUGUCAUGCAAGUAAAGUCCUCUGCUGCCAACUUUGUCAAACGACAAAUAGCGCUAUCAUAUCAGACCUGAUUCUGGUGUUUCUCAACAUGUAUCUCCAUGAUCUUAAGUCAGCACUCCAUGUGCCACGACUGUCUUGACCUUACUGCUUGCAUUUUAUUUUUAUCUCGAUGUAGAUGUUUGUAUCUAUUAAAGAUUAUUUCUGGUUGA